AACGGGCGUAGAGGGUUGUAUAACCAUUACGUCAGACAGAGUAUUAAUGCUCGGCCUCAUCGGUUUUCCCCGAUAGAACUCGUUUUGAGUGGACACCGCUGUGUUGUUAAGGGCAGUUAUUUUAUAGUCAACUGGCAUUAAAGCAAGUUCGAUAUGGCCCGUACCAAGCAGACUGCCCGUAAGUCUACCGGAGGAAAGGCGCCAAGGAAGCAGCUCGCUACCAAGGCUGCCAGGAAAAGCGCUCCGUCCACCGGAGGAGUCAAGAAGCCUCAUCGUUACAGGCCUGGAACUGUGGCUCUGAGGGAGAUCCGUCGUUACCAGAAGUCCACUGAGCUGCUCAUUCGCAAACUGCCCUUCCAGCGUCUGGUGAGAGAAAUUGCCCAGGAUUUCAAGACCGAUCUGCGCUUCCAAAGUGCUGCCAUUGGAGCUCUUCAGGAGGCCAGCGAGGCCUACCUGGUGGGUCUGUUUGAGGACACCAACCUGUGCGCCAUCCAUGCCAAGCGUGUCACCAUCAUGCCCAAAGACAUCCAGCUGGCUCGUAGGAUAAGGGGAGAGAGGGCUUAAGUGGCUGGUGGCAGCAUUGUCACAACAAAUUAUCCUAUUUAUCAUACUUAACCAUUUUGUGGACAUUUUAGUUCCUGGGUUAUUUUUAUAAGUUCUUUUUGAAUUUUGUAUUUUAGAUUGAGACAAUACAUCAACCAUUCCAUAAGCCUGAGUAUACUUUGGGUAUAACAGCAGGAGUAUCUACCUGUUCCAUCAUGGGUCAUUAGCAGUGUUUCCAUAACUGAUCUAAUUUUGGAAAGAAAUGUCAAAUUCUACAAGUUUCCUGCAUUUCACAAAUUUUUAUGCUUGUUUGUGGUGACUUUUGGUGCAUUCAAAAGUUGAUGCGCAUAAUUUCUGAUGUAGCAGACAUUUGACUUGCAGCUAUUUUCGCUUCUUGCGUGUCUUUGCAUUCAGACAUAGUGGAAUAUGGCCACUACCAGCUAACAUUAAAGAAUUGCAGCUGGCUCAAUUGAGAACAAAUCCUGAAGGCCUUCAAGUUGGCUACAGAUUUUCUUGACAAUAUGGAAACAUGGCUGUUGUACUGAAUAACAUUGCUGCACCACUCAAGUUCAUUUUGGGUAUUGGGCUCCUUCUGGGGAUGGCGUUGUCUGUGAAGCUAGGAUGAAUUCUUCCAUAGGAGGGCCAGGGUUUCUUUACCCAUCUGCCACAAAAUGCCAGCAUGUCAUGUUCAAUAGGCCUCGCUGUAGUGUCAGGGUAUUGGCUACCUCAGUUGAUCCUCUAUACUCGGUGACAAGGAGCAUGGCAGACCCUCUGUAUUUUUCUGGAUCGCUUUUUACAUGUUUUUCCAACAUAAAAUCUUGGCAGCUACAUUUAAUACUAUUUAUGAAAUGUUGUCAUGUCUUUCUAUUAAAGGUCUUUAUGAGUAGA
Messenger RNA from Acanthochromis polyacanthus (spiny chromis), 1431 nucleotides. RefSeq names its product histone H3.3A. Gene Ontology annotation, cellular component: nucleosome. The transcript has 4 exons. Gene Ontology annotation, molecular function: structural constituent of chromatin; protein heterodimerization activity; DNA binding. Lineage: Eukaryota; Metazoa; Chordata; Actinopteri; Pomacentridae. The record is from RefSeq and is a predicted model, not a curated record. The coding region runs from base 154 to 564 and encodes 136 amino acids.